GGGCGAGCGGUGUCAGCGGCGAAGCCGGAUGCGGGCGGCACCGCGGCUGCUGCUGCCCUGGGGAUGGGCGGAGCCCCAGCCGCUAGUGCUGGUGGCCGCCGCCGCUGCCGGAGCCGGAGCCCAAGCCGCCUCUGCUCCCUCGCGUCGCUGCUUCCCGGGGCGGCGGUAUGCUGGGGAAAGGGGUAGUUGGUGGUGGUGGCGGCCCCAAGGCGCCCAAGCCGUCCUUCGUGUCGUACGUGCGCCCUGAGGAAAUUCACACAAAUGAAAAGGAAAUAACGGAGAAGGAAGUAACACUUCACUUGUUGCCAGGUGAGCAACUGCUUUGCGAGGCCAGCACAGUUCUGAAAUAUGUCCAGGAAGAUUCCUGUCAGCAUGGGGUCUACGGGAGACUGGUCUGCACAGACUUCAAGAUUGCUUUCUUGGGGGCUGAUGAAUCUACAUUGGACAAUGAUGAAACUCAAUUUAAGAAUAAGCUUAUAGGAGAAAAUGACAUUACACUUCACUGUGUUGAUCAAAUUUAUGGAGUGUUUGAUGAGAAAAAAAAAACUCUGUUUGGACAAUUGAAGAAGUACCCUGAGAGACUCAUCAUCCACUGCAAAGACCUGCGAGUGUUUCAUUUCUGUCUGAGGUACACAAAGGAAGAAGAAGUCAAAAGGAUUGUCAGUGGCAUAAUUCAUCAUACUCAGGCUCCUAAACUGCUUAAACGAUUGUUUCUGUUUUCCUAUGCAACUGCUGCACAAAACAAUACAGCUGCUAAUCCCAAGAACCAUACAGUAAUGUUUGACACGCUGAAGGACUGGUGUUGGGAACUGGAGCGGACCAAAGGCAACAUGAAGUACAAAGCAGUGAGUGUCAAUGAAGGCUAUAAAGUCUGUGAGAGGUUGCCAGCAUACUUUGUUGUCCCCACCCCUCUUUCUGAAGAGGAUGUGCAACACUUUCAGGGUCGUGGAAUACCAAUAUGGUGUUGGUCCUGCCACAAUGGAAGUGCCCUUUUGAAAAUGUCAGCACUGCCCAGAGAACAAGAUGAUGGCAUUUUACAAAUCCAGAAGAGCUUCUUGGAUGGCAUUUACAAGACCAUCCACAGGCCACCCUAUGAGAUUGUUAAAACUGAAGACCUGUCAAGCAACUUCUUAUCGCUACAAGAAAUCCAGGCUGCAUACUCUAAAUUCAAACAGCUGUUUCUCAUAGAUAACAGUGCUGAAUUUUGGGACACAGAUAUAAAAUGGUUUUCUCUGUUGGAAAGCAGUACCUGGCUUGACAUAAUCAGACGUUGCCUGAAAAAAGCAAUAGAGAUUACAGAAUGCGUGGAAGCACAAAACAUGAACAUUCUUCUUUUAGAGGAGAAUGCAUCUGACCUCUGCUGCCUCAUUUCCUCUCUGGUGCAAGUGAUGAUGGACCCCCACUACAGAACCAGGAUUGGUUUCCAGAGCCUUGUCCAGAAGGAGUGGGUCAUGGGUGGUCACUGUUUCUUGGAUCGCUGCAACCACCUCCGCCAGAGUGACAAAGAAGAGGUUCCUGUGUUCCUGCUUUUCCUAGAUUGUGUCUGGCAGCUGGUGCACCAGCAUCCCCCAGCGUUUGAAUUCACAGAGACUUACCUGACUGUUUUGUCAGAUAGCUUGUACAUACCAAUUUUUAGCACCUUCUUCUUUAAUUCACCUCAUCAAAAAGAUACUAAUGUGGGUAGGGAAAGCCAGGACACACAAAGCAAGCCUUUGAGUCUGCUCACCGUUUGGGACUGGUCUGUACAGUUUGAACCCAAAGCCCAGAUGUUACUCAAAAACCCUCUCUAUGUGGAAAAGCCAAAACUGGACAAAGGCCAACGGAAAGGAACACGUUUCAAACAUCAACGACAGCUUUCUUUGCCACUCACCCAAUCUAAGUCAUCUCCCAAACGAGGAUUUUUCAGGGAAGAAACAGAUCAUUUAAUUAAAAACCUUCUGGGCAAGAGAAUUAGCAAACUUAUUAAUUCUUCUGACGACCUGCAAGACAACUUCCGAGAGUUCUAUGACAGCUGGCACAGUAAGCCCACUGAUUACCACGGCUUGUUGCUGCCCCACAUAGAGGGCCCAGAAAUCAGAGUGUGGGCCCAGCGCUACAUGCGAUGGAUUCCAGAAGCCCAGAUUCUAGGUGGUGGCAGAGUGGCCACUAUGAGCAAACUCUUGGAAAUGAUGGAAGAAGUGCAGAGCUUACAAGAGAAAAUUGAGGAAAGACACCACAGCCAGGAGGUGCCCCAGGCAGAGGCCCCCUGCCUGUCGAGGAACUCUGCCCGCCUGUCCUCUUCAUUUCCUUUUGCUUUGCUGCAGCGACACUCCUCUAAGCCUGUUUUACCUACCAGCGGCUGGAAAGCUUUGGGAGAUGAAGAAGACUUGGCCAAACGAGAAGAUGAGUUUGUGGACCUAGGGGACGUGUGACCUGUCGUAAUUGUGAAAGAGGAGUAUGGGAGAUUGGGACAACUGAUCCCUGGAUUGGAGUCACGCUACAGUUAGUAGCUGUAGGACAGUCAUUAGCCCAGCGCUCUGUUGGGGGUAAAUCUGGGCAUUCAGGAAAAGUGCUGUUUCUUGUUAUUUUUUAUGGUUCUGAAAGACUAUGCAAUUAAAAGUGUUAUUAAAUUACUUGACCCAUAGCAGCAGGACUGUGGCGGUUUUCUGAUGCCUGAGUAUUAGAACCCACACUGGCUGGUUUACAAAUGGGAAGGGCUUCACUAAGAUUUUCUUGGACUUGAUGCAUCUUCAGAUCCUUUCUGUGCCAAGAUAAAUUUAUCCAGUCUUUGGAAAUAGUAAGUUUCUCUGUAAUCUUCAGUUAGGAGCAAAUUUAGCUUUAUGUGAUAUUUAUAUGGCAAAUUGAAUGAUUCAAAUAGAGGUAUUAAGAUACAUGGCAUUUACUUAAACCAUAGCAUUUUUCCUUUCUGUGUCCUCUUGCCUGUAGAAAAACUGGGAAAUUCCAGCACUGUCACUCAUCUUGACACUUCAUCCUCCCUCCUUCAUAAGCUGUGUCGAUUUUCAUGCUGGCGGUGGGCCAGCCAACACCUUACCUUCUCUCCUCUGCUGAUAGCUCCAGGUCUUUCCUCCACCUGCUCUGCACCACUCACUCUUGUCCCUCGCACUGCCACCUUGGGGCACAUGGUCUUAGUGUCCUGCUGCUAAACCAGAUGGUUAAACUGGGGGGAAUCUCUUUGACCAGAGGAGCUUCCAUCCCUCUGAAUCUCUCACUGUUUAGAAUGAAUUGCUUUGCCUUUUUUGGUGAUGUGCUUCUCUGCAGCCCCUCAGCCAGCUUCCUCGCGUUCUGUAACCCUUAUAGACUGGUGGGGUCACUUUUGAAUGUGGUUUUCAUAGGAAAGUAGGUAAACAUAAAUAUCAAAAGUGGUGAUUAUCAUGUAAUAAAUACCUCAGUGAUUUAAAAAGCCAUAGAAGAAACUUGACUAUGCCUGGUCACCUUCUUGGAUCUACUGUCUAAAUGAAAUAUAUAUAUAUAUAUUUUUUUUCUUUUUUAAAAUGUAGGAAAGCAUAUUUUGUAAGGAUUAGUUUUUUCAUUCUCAGUGGAACCCUGUCAAAUCCCACAAAGGAAAGGGGAAAGACACUCAUGUUAGAAUGUUUUAGAUUGAAUGUUUGCCUUUCAUACAGUUUGAUGUCCAGUUUGAAUAUUGUUUGUUUAGCAAAACUUUCAAUUGCUCAAUGGCAAUAAGAAAUUACUAUUGACGGGCGGCGCCUGUGGCUCAGUGAGUAGGGCGCCAGCCCUAUAUACCGAGGGUGAUGGGUUCAAACUCGGCCCCAGCCAAACUGCAACAAAAAAAUAGCCAGGCGUUGUGGUGGGCGCCUGUAGUCCCAGUUGCUCGGGAGGCUGAGGCAAGAGAAUCAUGUAAGCCCAAGAGUUAGAGGUUGCAGUGAGCUGUGACGUUAUGGCACUCUACCCGAGGGUGGUACAGUGAGACUCUGUCUCUACAAAAAAAAAAAAAAAAAAAUUACUAUUGACGAAGAGGAGUUUCUAGGUUUGCACUGAAUCGUCUUUUGUAUGUAGGCUAGGUUGUUCUGCUGUGCUCCCCACUCCAUUUUAACUCGAGAGCCAGAGUGGUCUGUUAGGAUGACAAAGGCCGAGGGGAGGGCAGGAUUCAUGCAUGUGGGGCCAAACACAUGUUCAGUCUUCAUUGCCUUAAGAGUUACAGCAAGGUCAGUGUUAGGCUUGCGGUAGGGAUCUUUUGAAGUACACUAACUAGUUCCUUAGCUACCUUCACGUACCUUCGAUGGCCCUUUUUAAGUUAGCACUAACCUCCACUCACUUUUCUGCCCCAUUGUCUCCCAAGUACACUAUGGAGCUAAAUAUUUUUACUAUAUUAUAACCUAUUUAUAUGGUAGCCUCUUCAGUCUUAGUAAUUUUCAUUCCAAAAAUGCCUGGUGUGAUGCUUUAUACUCACAAGUAUGGUUUAAAGGCACAAGGUCAUGGCCCUUGUCAUAGCAGUUGAAUGUGCAGUGAAAUAUUUUUCUAUGAUUUUUUUUAAAUAGAAAAAUAAGUAAGCUGUUGUAACAUGGUAAGGUCAUGACAGUUUUUGUAUUUAUAUUUGAAAUCAGAUUUCUAUAACUUGUAUUUGUGUACAGAAUUCUCAGUGAGUUUAUAUAUUGUGAAAUUUUUAUCCAAGAUUGAGAUGUGGAUCUUAUGCUUAAUUAGUAAAAGCUAAAAUGAGACCAUUUAAUUUGUUUAAAAUGCUGUAAUGUGCAAGUUUGGAAAUGUACAUUAAUUUACUGUAUAUAAUACCUUGAGUUUGUUUAUACCUCCAAGUUUUUACACUGAAGAUAAACUAGCUUUAAUUAAAUUCCAUUUUUUCUUUAUAAGGGAAUAAGCUGUUGGGCUAAAUCUGUAUAAAUAUGCCUUUUAUUUUCUGGAUGCACAAUGAAAGUUUAUACUUGUAUCUCACUGCGUCAUAUCUGAUUGCAGACAUUAAAGCACAAUUUACAAGCA
Molecule: messenger RNA, 4950 nt
Organism: Nycticebus coucang (slow loris)
Lineage: Eukaryota; Metazoa; Chordata; Mammalia; Primates; Lorisidae
Gene: MTMR12
Product: myotubularin related protein 12
Exons: 16
Coding region: 168-2411 (747 amino acids)
Source: RefSeq, a predicted model, not a curated record